AUGGCCGAGGUUUUUUUUUUCCUAGACAUAAAUGAGUUCGCAAUUAUAUUUUUUCACGCAUGCUUCUCUUCUUCUUCUUCGUAUUUUUGCUUGUUAUUUCUCUCCCUCGUUUUCUCCUUUUCUUGUCCAUUCAUUUUUCCCUUACGCCUUUUCUUAUUUCUCUUCUCUAUUUCUUAUUUCUCUCGUUUUCUUGUUGUUUCUAUCGUUCUUCCUUUCUUUUUUCUUGUUAUUUUGCCGUCCCUUUCUCUCUUUUCCUUGUCAAUUUCCACCUCUUUCUCUCUUUUACUACUUUCUCUCUUUUUCUACUUUCUAGCCUCUUUCUCUCUUUUCCUUGUCAAUUUCCACCUCUUUCUCUCUUUUUCUUGCUAUUUUCCUGCAUCUUUCUCUCCUUUUCUUUUUAUUUUCCCGCCUGUUUUUAAAAAAAUUAUUUCUAUUUUCCCCCAUCUUUCUUUUUUCUUGUUAUUUCCCUGUCCUUUCUCUCUUUUUCUUGUUAUUGUUCCUCCUCUUUCUUUCUUUUUCUUCCUAUUUUCCUGCCUCUUUUUCUCUUUUACUUUUAUUUUCUCGCUCCUUUCCCUCUUUUUCUUGUUAUUUUCCAUCUCUUUCUCUUUUUUCUUCCUAUUUCCCCUUCUUUCUCUCUUUUUAUUUUCCCGCGCCUUUCUCCAUUUUUCUUAUUUCCUCACAUCUUUCUCUCUUUUUCUCUUUAUUUUCCCGCCUCUUUCUCUCGUUAUUUUUCUGCCUCUUUCUCUCUUUUUCUUAUUAUUUCCCUGUAUAAUUCCCCCUAUCUAUUUAUCACUCAAUAGCUUAUUUGUCUCAGUUUGUUCAUUAUCUAUCUAUCUAUCUAUCUAUCUAUCUAUCUAUCUAUCUAUCUAUCUAUUUCAGUCUCUACAUUAUCUAUCUAUCUAUCUAUCUAUCUAUCUAUCUAUCUAUCUAUCUAUCUAUCUAUCUAUUCCAGUCUCUACAUUAUCUAUCUAUCUAUCUAUCUAUCUAUCUAUCUAUCUAUCUAUUUCUAUCUAUCUAUCUAUCUAUCUAUCUAUCUAUCUAUCUAUCUAUCUAUCUAUCUACCAGUAUUGUGGUGGAUUUCAUUAA
This is a messenger RNA of Acanthosepion pharaonis, 1086 nucleotides long. NCBI's taxonomy places the organism in Eukaryota, Metazoa, Mollusca, Cephalopoda, Sepiida, Sepiidae. The record is from the annotation of a GenBank genome assembly.